Molecule: messenger RNA, 1297 nt
Organism: Heterobasidion irregulare TC 32-1
Lineage: Eukaryota; Fungi; Basidiomycota; Agaricomycetes; Russulales; Bondarzewiaceae
Exons: 5
Coding region: 1-1149 (382 amino acids)
Source: RefSeq, a predicted model, not a curated record
AUGUUGUUCAAAUCUUUCGUACUCCUUUCGUGCUCACUCCUCGUUGUCGCGGCUCCCGCCCCAGAGCAACGGAGAGCUGCUGCUGGCAAAGCAAUUGGCCAGAAGCAACCUGCUGUUAGCGCUUCGGCGCUGCCACGGCCACUAGUGCUGUCAGCGCGGCGGGCACAAGUACAGGCUCUGCGGCAAGCUGCCGCGUCUACUAGCGUGGCUAGCGGAAACGACGCCGCUGCCAACAGCACGAACUCGGGCGAUGCACAGAGCUCGUUGACCCUCUUGCAGUCGGUCAUUGCCACUGGCUUCGAGAAUGACGGCCAGCAGCCCCCCGUGGCUGGACAAUCUCCCUCGCUGACUUCAGGAAACAACUUCAUCAACUUCUGUGCGACGGUGCCCGGCAAGCCCAUCACAAAUGGCCAGCAGAUUAAGACGGGAAGCUGUAACCCGGCGCCCAUGGGUAUCAUCGCUGCUACGACGAACAUGCCUUCAUCAAAGUUCGUUUUCCCGAAGAACACAGACAGCAUUCCCGCGAACACGAGUUUCACAGUCCGCAUGGCACUCAACAAUCUCCAGGCGGGCACGUUUGUCAAUGCGCAAGCCAACUAUUACUCCGCGCCCCAGCAGGUCAACGGACAAGGGGCAAUCAUCGGCCACACGCACGUCGUCAUCGAAAAGCUGACCUCGCUCGACCAGACGACCCCGACGGAUCCUAACGUCUUCGCAUUCUUCAAGGGCGUCAACAGUGCUCAGACGAACGGAGAGGUCACCGUGGAUCUCGACAAUGGCCUGCCUGCGGGCUUCUACCGCAUUGCGUCCAUCAAUUCCGCCGCCAACCAUCAGCCCGUACUUGUUGCGGUUGCCCAGCACGGCUCGCUAGACGAUAUGGCCUACUUCACGGUUACGGAUUCCGGAGCAGCAGCAGGUAAUGCGACUGCCACGACAGGAACAGCGGCUGUUGCGAGCACGGCAGCAGCAGGCAAUGCGACUACGGUGGUGGGAACAGCGGCCGUUGCAAGCACCGCGUCAGCUAACUCAACUGUCGUGGCGGGCGCGUCCACCGCUGCCGCUGCCAAGACUGCCAUCAUCGCGUCAUCAACCCCGAAGACCGCUGGCACUGGCACCGCUUUCAAAGCAAUUGGUGGAAAGAAGAACUAGAGCGUGCUCGAGGUUGGAUGCCAUACACUGCUCGAAAUCUCCUGUAUGGGGUAUUUAUAAAUUAUUGAUGGAGAUAGAGAUGGGUGUGUGAUUUGGAUCUCAUUGUGAUAUACUCUACGAGCAAAAGAAGAACUUACGAAAUGCGGUC